Messenger RNA from Myxocyprinus asiaticus (Chinese sucker), 3102 nucleotides. RefSeq names its product troponin T, cardiac muscle isoforms-like. The transcript has a single exon. NCBI's taxonomy places the organism in Eukaryota, Metazoa, Chordata, Actinopteri, Cypriniformes, Catostomidae. Gene Ontology annotation, molecular function: troponin C binding; tropomyosin binding; troponin I binding. Gene Ontology annotation, biological process: cardiac muscle contraction; sarcomere organization; regulation of muscle contraction. The record is from RefSeq and is a predicted model, not a curated record. Gene Ontology annotation, cellular component: troponin complex. Bases 1058 to 1891 code for a protein of 277 amino acids.
AAAAAAAAUUAUUAAUGUAUUUGUAUUUUUUUAAAUCAUUUGUUCAUUAUAACUUUUUUUUUAAAGAACAGUUCGUUCCUAAUUUGUUAUAUAAACCAAUUUGCUCGUGUUCAAAGUUUAUUUAAAUACCUAUUCACAGAUCUUCACAUUAUACAUCAAAUAAAACCAGCAUGACUCCAUUUCUUUUCCCAAAGUACCGUAGAGCCAGCUGAAAAGUUAAAGAGAAUUCUUAGUAUAGAAAUAGCAUUUGUACAGAUGCCACUGAACACUUGACUGCCUUUGUCUGUGAUCUCUCUGUCUACCAUUAUCAGAUUCAAUUUACAUUGUCACAGGGGUAGGGUAAUAAAGAAUAAAAUAGUAUUUAUGUAAUAGUACUGAUAUCAUUAUGGGAUUUCAAUCAGAUUUGGAAUAAAUGAGAGAUCCAUCAGCCUACUAAUCCCUCUUUUUGCAAACAACUACAAUCCAGUUCAUGUGAAAUAUCUAUUCUAAUAACAAAGACACUGACAUUUUUUGAAAUUGCAAUAUUUGUGCGCUUAUGUCACUAUACUAUUUCUAUACAAAGCAAAGGAUAGAAUGUUAUAACUAAAAGAAAAAAAUGUGAUCACUGCCUAAAUAAUAAUCCAUGGUUAAUCUAAUCAAACAUGGUGUGAAGCAGGAUCCUUACCGAAUGCACACGUGUGCAUGCGCAUCUGUUUUGAGUCUGAAAUAGGCACUCUACCUCACACCACAAAGGCUUUCGGUUGGGUGAGUCAGAGGUCAGAGGUCAGGGUCUGGGUCUGGGUAAAGGGCUCCUGGUAGGACAAGACAAGACCCUGCAAGGAAAUAGAUUCUUGAUGCAUCUGUCCAAAAACCUUACUCCAGAGCCUACAGACUAAUUUGGCAAAAGUCACAUGGUCAGGGCAGACCCUAUAAAGCCAUGAGGCUUCCAUGGAAGCGCUCGCACGCAUUAGUCUCUUGCCUUUCCCACCAGUUGAACAGUCAGCUAGGCAUAGAGUGAAAUUGUUCAUCAGUGACCCCCUCUUCACAAAAACAAAAUCAAAAACUCAGAAGUAGCACCAUGUGUGAUACCGAGGAGUUUGUGGAGGACUAUGAGGAGGAACAAGAGGACAUGAACGAAGAGGAAGAGGAGGAGGCCGAAGAAGAAGGAGAAGCUGAGGAGGAAGAGCAGGAAGAGGAAACACAAGAGAACAGGAAAGAGGAGGAAGAUGAGCAGGAAGUAGAGGAGGAACCCAAGCCUAAGCCUAAGAUGUUUGUUCCAAAUAUUUCAGCGCCAAAGCUGCCAGAUGGAGAGAAGGUGGACUUUGAUGAUCUCCACCGUAAGAGAGUGGAGAAGGACUUCAAUGAACUGCAGAGUCUCAUUGAGCUGCACUUCAGCACCAGGCAGAAGGAGGAGGAUGAGCUCAUGGCUUUGAAGAACCGCAUUGAACGCCGUCGGGCCGAUCGUGCCGAACACCAACGCAUCAGAACCAAGCGAGACCGAGAGAGGCAGGCGUACCUGGCUGAGGAGAGGGCACGGCGCGAGGAGGAGGCAGCCAAACUGCGCGCUGAAGAGGAUGCCAGAAAGAAGAAGAUCCUCUCGAACAAGGGCUAUGGUGGGUACAUGCAGAAGGUGGAUCAGAAGAAAGGCAAGAGGCUGACAGAACGCGAGAAGAAGACCAAAGCUCUUAUUGAGCGUCGCAAGCCCCUCAACAUUGACCAUCUCAACCAGGAGAAGCUGGGAGAGAAAGCCCUCAAUCUGUGGAAGUGGCUCAAUCAACUUUACGCAGAGAAGUUCAAGCUGACAGAGAAGCUAAAGAGGCAGAAGUACGGCAUCAUUGUCCUGCGUAACCGUAUUAGUGACCAUCAAAGGGGAAUCAAGGCAACCAAGAGCUCCAGGAAGUCUUGCAAAUAAUUUUCUUGGAUUAAAAGAACAGAAAAAUGUUUGUUGGAAUCACAAUUUCAAGACUCUGGUUGAAAUUUCCAGGACAUUCUUUUUCUUUUGUUUACAAAUACCUUUCGUAACAAUACACUCGGUUUAUUCAUUUAGCUCUGCGUCAAACGUGCAAUGGCUUUUGUUGUGUUAAUGCUUUGAUGCGUUUCAACUUGACUUGAUCUCAUGAUACUAUGAACUUUUACAAGCUUCGACCACUUAUUAGAUUUCAUAUCAUCAAGCAGAACUGCAAUAAGAUAGUUUUGCUAUAUAUUUUAAUGUAUUAAUGUAAUUUUUUGGGGACAAUUGUUCUUUCACCCCAUGUACUACAAAUAUCUCACAAGACAUUAAAUAUAUUUUAAAUAAAAUAUGAUAAUUAAAGCAAUGAUGUGAUUUUGAAAAAUAUGUAUCUUUGCUCAUUUAUAAUCCAUAAAUGUUCUGGUAAAAAAAUAAUAAGAAAAUAAUUUUAGAAUGUGUAUUAUGUUCUGGAAUUCAACAUAUCAAUAAAAAAAAAAAUACAUGAAGACAUUAUUAAGACAUUAUUAUGUGUCUUUAUUCUAACAAUCAUAAAGGCACAUUAGGUAUUUGCCACAAUACAAAAACACAAGUAUUACAACCCCAUUGAGGCUUUUUUUUGGUACAUUCCUCAUAAUAACUAUGUUCUUACUAUGAGGUUGUCAUCAUACAAAAGCUAAGUUAUAUUUUGUAAUAUAAAACCCCAAGUAACAGAAGUGUAACUUAGCUGUCUUCUAUAAGUCUUAAGAAAGCCGAAAUAAGCAGAAGAGUGAUUUUGAUUUCUGGUUAUUAUUAACUACAUUUAACUAUGUAUUAUAAGAGUGGAGUACAUGAUUUCUGAAGCGUUGCAGCAUUUAAAUUUUGGUGUAUGACCAUGCUUAUCAAUUAGUAAAUUAAAUUGUGCCAGCAUAUUAUAUAAAAAUAUUAAUCUACAAGAAAUGUUUGUAUUAUUUGAAAUGAAUUGUAACCUUAGUGCAUUUAAUGCAUUUUACACAUUUAAUACCAUUUAUGAGCAAUAUUUAAACUAGCUUAGAAAGGACCUAAGUGCAAACAGAUAUGCCAUCUCUGCAGUGUCAGAUGUCAAGUUUGUUUUUUUGCAUAUAACCAUCUAAUCAUGUAAAUCAUUUGAUAGAGGUACAGACUAGAUUAUAGAAUAGAAAAUGCAAUGCUCAGCAUAU